CAAAUUUCGAGAAGUGGAUAAAGCUAAAAUGCAGCAGAGUAUGGAUAUAUCGUCGUCUGCUACACCUCGGCUACGUGUCCUGGAACCCGAGGAGGAAAUGGCCAUCAACGAGAUAGUCAGUGCCUACCAUCAGAGCCUGGAGAUUUGCGUGGAGUCUGAGGUGUCCAGAAACCAUCCCUCCAUGAUCGAGCUGGUCAACAUAGCUGAAAUCAGUGUCCGGCGCGUCAUUGACAUGUCCAAGAAGAUCAAAUCCUUCAAGGCCUUGUCACAAUCGGAUCAGAUCAGUUUACUGAAGGGCGGCAGCAUUGAGUUGUUGAUCAUUCGGUCAGUCAUCACCUUUGACAGCGACAAGAUGCAGUUCCUAGAUCCGUACGACAAGGAGAAGUAUGCCAUGACCACAGAUCAGCUCAAGAUGGGUCAGGGUACCGGUCUGUUUGAUGAACACAUGCGCUUUGUGAAGAGUUUAGCCGUGGACCUGCAGGCAGACGAGACUGUGCUGAUUCUCCUUCUGAUGAUCGCCUUGUACUCCCCGGACAGACCACAGAUCGUCGACAAGCAUUAUGUGGCCGAGGAGCAAGAGCGCUACGCGUUACUUCUCUUGCGGUACUUGGAGUCCAAACAUCCGCCACACGUUAUACGUUGGAUGUACCCCAAACUCCUCAUGAAACUCACAGACAUUCGCAAUCUCAACGAAGAACACUCGCAGGUGCUGCUGAAGAUCAACCCCGAAGGCAUACAGCCCCUGAUGAAGGAAGUCCUUGACCUGAACGCAGAGAAGAACAAACUAGCGAAGGCAGAACAGGAGAACAACGGGAAGACUGGUAUUCACCAAGAGCAGCACGAGCAAUCGAUGACCAUCUGUUGA
This is a messenger RNA of Candidula unifasciata, 865 nucleotides long. NCBI's taxonomy places the organism in Eukaryota, Metazoa, Mollusca, Gastropoda, Stylommatophora, Geomitridae. The record is from the annotation of a GenBank genome assembly.